Messenger RNA from Rhinichthys klamathensis goyatoka, 3775 nucleotides. It is a transcript of the gene sh3pxd2aa, whose product is annotated as SH3 and PX domains 2Aa. Bases 89 to 3358 code for a protein of 1089 amino acids. Gene Ontology annotation, cellular component: cytoplasm. Gene Ontology annotation, biological process: superoxide anion generation. Gene Ontology annotation, molecular function: phosphatidylinositol binding; superoxide-generating NADPH oxidase activator activity; protein binding. The record is from RefSeq and is a predicted model, not a curated record. The transcript is spliced from 15 exons. NCBI's taxonomy places the organism in Eukaryota, Metazoa, Chordata, Actinopteri, Cypriniformes, Leuciscidae.
UUUUUAGGUGUAUCUCAUUAAUGUCACAUACUCUGACUCCACAUCCCACAUCAUCUACAGAAGAUACAGUAAAUUCUUUGACCUUCAGAUGCAGAUCCUUGACAAGUUCCCAAUCGAGGGAGGGCAGAAAGAUCCCAAAAAACGGAUUAUCCCUUUUCUUCCAGGCAAAAUCCUAUUCCGACGAAGUCAUGUGAGAGACGUGGCCAUGAAAAGACUACGCUUUAUUGACGACUAUUGCAGAGCGCUGGUCCGGCUUCCUCCCCAGAUUUCGCAGAGCGAGGAAGUUCUCCGCUUCUUUGAGACCAAACCAGAUGAUAUCAGCCCUCCCGUAGAGGAUUAUGGAUCCAAACGCAAGUCAGUUUGGAUGUAUGGCCUUCAGGACAGUCCAACCAAGUCUGAGGCCUCAGGACUGGACAGCAGUGAGCCCAUGGUGCUGGAGCAGUACGUGGUGGUGGCCAACUACGAGCGGCAGGAGAACUCGGAGAUCAGUCUGAAGGCUGGAGAGACGGUGGACGUGAUCGAGAAGAGCGAAAGCGGCUGGUGGUUUGUCAGCACUGUUGAAGAACAGGGCUGGGUUCCUGCCACGUACCUGGACUCUCAGAGCGGCACCAGAGAUGAUCUGGACCUGGGAACAUCUAGAUCUGGAGAAGUUACUAAGAGACGUAAGGCUCAUCUGAAGAGGCUUGACCGGAGAUGGACACUAGGGGGAAUAGUCAACCGCCAACAAAGCCGAGAGGAGAAAUAUGUCACUGUCCAGGCGUAUGGCAGUCAGGGAAAGGAUGAGAUCGGGUUCGAGAAAGGAGUAACCGUGGAGGUCAUCCAGAAGAACCUGGAGGGAUGGUGGUACAUCAGGUAUCAGGGUAAGGAGGGCUGGGCCCCAGCCUCAUACCUGAAGAAACUGAAAGAUGACCUUUCCCCAAGGAAGAAGACUCUGACUGGCCCUGUGGAGAUCAUAGGAAACAUAAUGGAGAUCAGCAACCUCCUCAACAAGAAGGCUGUAAGCGAGAAGGACAUUCAAACUGAUGGCGAGGCCACCAGCCCUGAGCGCCACAUUUCCAAAAGUGAAAUCAGUUUACCUAUCCAAUAUGCCCCAGAGGCUGGAGUGGCACCCACAGUGGUCACUGGUUUGGGAAUGAACUCUGGAUCUAGCGCCGCCCUACAGGAGAACAAGAGCAGGGCAGAGCCGGGGUCACCUGCCAUAGCCCGGGUGGCACCACACAGAGUUGAGAUAGGAUUUGAUGCCAUAGGAUCUCCAAACCUCAGACAGAAACCUCCUCCUCGAAGAGAUACAAAUCUGGCAUUUCAGUUGCCCAAACCUCCAGAGGCCCCUACUGUGGAAGCGGAGUACUACACCAUAGCAGAGUUUCAAUCCAGUAUCUCAGAUGGCAUCAGUUUCCGUGGAGGACAAAAGGCUGAUGUCAUAGAGAAGAACUCUGGUGGUUGGUGGUAUGUCCAGAUCGGGGAAAUGGAAGGCUGGGCACCCUGCUCCUACAUUGAUAAACGCAAGAAGCCCAACCUAAGCAGGCGAACCAGUACACUCACCCGCCCCAAAGUUCCACCCCCUGCUCCACCAGUCAAAAAACAGGAUUCUGAGGAAUCACCUUCUCUGGGUGGCUCUGCCUCCAAAGCUCCAGAAUCCCCCACUCAGCGUGUCUAUGAGGAGCCGGAAUAUGACGUUCCUGCAAUUGGUUUUGAAUCCGAUCUGGACAGUAACCCUCCGAAACAGAAAACAAAUAAUUCCCCCAAACCAGAGCCCCGUAAGUUUGAAAUUAAAAGCAAUCCAGCAGCUGCCGAAAGGAUCGCACAGGCUGGCAAAGCGUCACCUUUACUAAAAGUGAUGACCUCCCCCUUGAGGAAAAGAAACUCAUUAGAGGAUGUCAAUAGGGAGGAAGUGAUCUAUGAAAAUGAAGGGUUUAGGUUUUCCUCUGAUGACUUUGCCAGUGGUUGUGAUUCGGAUACACCAAGGAGUCUCACAUUGGGUCGCAAACCUUUCGGGUCCUCUUCUGGAGGAGGGAAGCCCCUACGGAAAGUAACGCCGGAUCUAAGCCGGAGCCACUCUCUUGGUCGUGCUGAGAGACACAGCCCCAAGUCAUCAUCAGACGAAUCAGGACGCAAUCCCAAAAGAGAGCCUGUUAUGCGUAAAGAUGUGGAGAUCCGAAUUGGUCAGAGUCCUUUAGCCAGGCAUAAACCAGUAGUGCGACCUAAACCUUUGCUUACAAAGUCGGAGCCACAAAGUCCAGAAAGAAUGGACAUCAAAAGCCUACGUCGCCAGCUUCGGCCCACGGGAAGUCUUCGGCAAGGAGCGGUCCGUGCAGUGCGCGGUGAAGAUUCUGAGACGGCUUCCAUUGUGUCCUCAGAGGAUUCCAUCUCCUCAAGAAGUACCUCCGAUCUCUCCAGCGUCUAUUCCAAAGGUAGCCGAGGUGGGGAAUCCGACCAUGAAAGUUCGAUCUACAGGACCACAGAUGCCUACGAACGAGCCCAAGAGACAGAGGUUAGCUUCCCAGCCGGUGUGGAUGUUGAGGUGCUGGAGAAGCAGGAAAGUGGAUGGUGGUAUGUCCGUUGGGGCAAUGAUGAGGGUUGGGCACCUACUUUCUACUUGGAGCCAGUCAAGCACACCCAUAACGUUGGAGUUCAAGAAUCCCGUGAUGGGCCUCUUGUGGAUCUCGGUAGCACCAACAAGUCCAACAGCCUCGAGAAAAACGAGCAGCGGGUUCAGGCCCUUAACAACCUCAACCAGCAGAACCUGAGGAGUAUGAGCAACCCUAGCCCACCAAUCCCAUCCAAACCACCAGGGGGAUUUAGCAAACCAACCGCAAUGCUGAACGGUUCAGGCGUACGGAUGCGGAACGGUGUCCGUCAGGCAGCAGUGCGACCACAGUCAGUGUUUGUGUCUCCCCCACAGCCUCUGAAGGACACCAACAUCCAUACAGGGUCUUUGAGGAGAAAUGAAUCACUGGGUGCUGGCGACCACUUGAGGUCCACAGGAGUAAGGCGAAACUCCUCCUUUUCUGCCGUUCGACCGCAGCCAGCGACCGAUGUGCGGGUGAGGGCUGGGACCACCAUUACAGCUCCCGUCGGAAGUUCAAGCCCCUUGAUUUCCCAGAGAAAUGGAAUUCCAAUCUCUACAGUAAGACCCAAGCCCAUCGAGAAGACACACCUCAUUCACAACAACCUUCGAGAGGUUUACGUAUCUAUAGCUGAUUACCGUGGCGAUGAAGAGACCAUGGGUUUCUCGGAGGGCACUAGUCUUGAAGUUUUGGAGAAGAAUCCAAAUGGAUGGUGGUACUGCCAGGUUCUCGAUGGCUUACAGGGACGUAAAGGCUGGGUACCGUCUAACUACCUGGAGAGAAAAAAGUAAUUCCCCCAAAAUGUUUUAAACAUGCACAAUUGUAAUCAAAAUGUAAAAAGACGAACUGACUGAAGGACUUUUGGUUUGAAACGAGAGGGACAGAGCCUUUUAGAAAGGAGUUUACAUUAAAACUAGAGUAAUGCAGGUGAAUGUUUAGCAAAAUACCUGCCGAAACUUUAUGCCAAAUGGGUGCCUUCUUACAUCUUUCACUGAAUGUUAAGAGGAAUUGGUCAAAUACCAGUGAAGCAACGAAAAUACCAAACUUCAACUUAGUGCCAUAGGCCUACAAGUACUGAAAGCAACAAACUUAUUUUUGUUACAACGUUGAAAAGAGAGAAAGAUAAUUUCAGCAUAGAUGCAUAACAAAAUGUGCAAAUUCAAUCUUAAGCACUCAAAAACAAGAAAUUUCGUUAAAAAUGUUUUGAA